Messenger RNA from Gracilinanus agilis (Agile Gracile Mouse Opossum), 2062 nucleotides. It is a transcript of the gene RLIM, whose product is annotated as ring finger protein, LIM domain interacting. The transcript has 4 exons. Lineage: Eukaryota; Metazoa; Chordata; Mammalia; Didelphimorphia; Didelphidae. Gene Ontology annotation, biological process: ubiquitin-dependent protein catabolic process; protein ubiquitination; random inactivation of X chromosome. Gene Ontology annotation, cellular component: nucleoplasm; cytoplasm. The coding region runs from base 1 to 1875 and encodes 624 amino acids. Gene Ontology annotation, molecular function: ubiquitin protein ligase activity. The record is from RefSeq and is a predicted model, not a curated record.
AUGGAAAACUCGGAUUCUAAUGAUAAAGGCAACAUCGAUCCCUCUGAAGCACAACGUCGGCGUCAGCUGGAUCGACUGGAUCGGGAGGAAGCAUUCUACCACUUUGUAAAUAAUCUGAGUGAAGAUGAUUAUAGGCUUAUGAGGGAUAACAAUUUGCUAGGAACACCAGGUGAGAUUACCGAAGAAGAAUUAAUAAGACGACUUCAUCAGAUUAAAGAGGGUCCCCCACAACAAAACAGUGAUGACAACAGAGUGGGAGAAUCAGCUGACGAUGUCUCUAACAGCGAUUCCAUCAUUGACUGGCUUAAUUCAGUCCGACAGACUGGAAAUACAACAAGAAGUGGACAGAGAGGAAAUCAAUCUUGGAGAGCAGUGAGCCGGACUAAUCCAAAUAGUGGAGAUUUUAGAUUCAGUUUGGAAAUAAAUGUGAACCGUAAUGGGACCCCAAAUUCCGAGAACGAAAAUGAUCCAUCUGCAGAGCCUUCCAUCGGGGAAGAUACCGAAAAUAGUAGUAGCCCAAGUGACAUUGAAACACCAAGAGCUGAGUCCCCAUUUAUCCGGGCACAUGGAUCUGAAAGGAGUAUCCUUGAGGAAUUAACUGAAGAAGCUCCUCUUCCCAGAGGUCAGAGAAGGGCACGAAGCAGGAGUCCAGAGCAACGGAGGAUCCGUGCUAGAACCGAUAGAAGUAGGUCACCUUUGAUAUCUGUAACUGAGAUUCCCCGAAGAGCCCAUCAUAAUAUCACAUCUCAGACUUUCGAGCAUUCUGUGGUAAAUGAGGCUGAGGGGAGUUCUAGAACUAGGCAGCACGUGACAUUGAGACAACACAUGAUGGGAUCUGACCUGGCCAAUGAAAAUGCAAUUUCAUUUUCAGCUUCUGAGAUGAGAAACAUCCCUCAGGCAUCGGGUUCGUCGGACACCAGUGGAAGUAAUGAAAGUCUAGCUCCUGGGCAGAGACCACCAACCAUAGUUCUUGAUCUUCAAGUGAGAAGAGUUCGUCCAGGGGAAUAUAGACAGAGAGACAGCAUAGCUAGCAGGACUCGGUCAAGAUCUCAAUCAACCAAUAACACAGUCACUUACGAAAGCGAACGUGGAGGAUUCAGGCGUACAUUUUCAAGAUCAGAAAGAGCAGGAGUAAGAACUUAUGUCAGCACAAUCAGAAUACCUAUUCGUAGAAUCUUAAAUACGGGAUUAAGUGAGACUACUUCAGUUGCGAUUCAGACAAUGUUGAGACAGAUAAUGACUGGUUUUGGUGAGUUAAGCUACUUCAUGUACAGCGAUAGUGAUACAGAGUCCGGUGGUCCAUCUUUAAGUCCAACCCUUGAUGAUCCAGAUCUUCAGAACCCAGGAUUGGGUAGUAGCGGUAUGGGUGCAUCUGGCGUUAGUGCCAGUACUAGCACUGGUGGAGGAGGUGCCAGUAGCAGUAGCAGUAGCAGCUCUAGCAUUGAAAGUUUAGAAACUAACUCCGAGUUAUACGAUGGUAGCAACGAAGGAAGUUCAUCGGGCAUUAGACGGGAAAGUCGGAAUAGGGAUAGAGAUAGGGAUAGAAAUUCGGUCACAUUUGAAGAAAGUGGCUCUUUGCCCUUCCUUAGCCUGGCUCAGUUUUUCCUCUUAAAUGAAGAGGAUGAUGACCAACCAAGAGGACUCACCAAAGAACAGAUUGACAACCUGGCCAUGCGAAAUUUUGGUGAGAGUGAUGCAUUGAAAACCUGUAGUGUUUGCAUUACCGAGUACACCGAAGGCAACAAGCUUCGAAAACUGCCUUGUUCUCAUGAGUACCAUGUUCACUGCAUCGACCGUUGGUUAUCUGAAAAUUCCACUUGUCCCAUUUGUCGGAGAGCAGUCUUAACCUCUGGAAACAGAGAAAGUGUUGUCUAAAUGUGAUCUGGACUUUGAGCUCUACAGCUAGCUGUUUAUAGUGAUGGCAAAAGCGAAAACAGAUGUCACUUGCUUUAUGACCACCUUUUGAGUGGUGUUUAAGUGUAAUAUCCUGGAGUGCAUCUUUGCUUCCAAUAAAAUGUUUCUCCCUUUCCCAACUCCUAUUCUCAAAUAAAAGCCAAUUACU